CAUUGUCGGAAGAAACGAAAAAAGUCUUACUUCAACCACCAUUUCGACCUUCAACUGGAUAGAAACACGGCCAAGCAUCAGUCUUUGAACACCAGACCUCGACUGCCAUCCUCCCACUCCAUCACCCAACAUCACACCAUCGACCUCAAAACCACAACAACAAUGUCCCACCCUCCACACGGCCCCGGCGGCCCGUCCAAUUCCAGUCCCGGCACUCCCCCCGGCAGCGGCGGUCUCCCCUCCCCCUCCUUCCCGGCCCCCACCCAAUCAACACAACAAUCAACAACCGACCGUACAGCAACCGCCCACGCCGCCACCUCUCUCCUCUCCACCUUCCCGCCCUACGCCCAAACCGACGCCCGCAUCGCCCUGCUCUCCGCCGAACUCGACGCCCUCAAAGCCCGCCAGCGAAUCUGGAAACGACUCGCGCACGCCGCCGUUUUGUUCUCUUCCGACCACGAACUGCGCUAUUCGCUGUUAGACAAGUGCAACGAUUUGGCGGAGUGCAUGAAAGUGCACCCCCGACUGCGGGAGGAGGUGGGCAAGAUGAAUGAAGUGGAGUUGCAGUUGUUUAGUAUAAGUAGUACUGCGAAGCAGUUGGUGGGCGAUGUGGAGUGGGUUAGGGCGGAGGAUGUGAGGGGGUUCGUGGAGGGGGUUAGGACUCAGACGCAGGGGCAGGGGGAGGGGGGGCGGGUGCAGGUGCACGGGAAUGGGGAUGGGGGACAAGGAGGGCAAGGAGGGGGAGUGGUGCAGGUUAGGUUGGAUAGGGGGAGGGGGGAUGUCGGGAGGAGGUUGAAUUAUUUGAUGGUUACUAGUCAGACCCAAGGGACGCAGGGCGGGACACAAGCUGAAGGAGGAGGAGGGCAGGGAGGGCCGGGAGGGCAAGGAGGGCAGUUGAUGGGGCAGGGACAAGGUCAAGGCGGGCAAAGUGGACAAGGAGAAGUGAUGAUGGGAGAAGGAAGUUCAAGGAGGAGCUCAACAACAGCAGCCGCGAGAACAACGAGAGGGCAACCACAAACACAACCACAAAGUCAAGUACAAAGUUACAUCGCGGCUCAAGCAGUAGCGGCAGCAGGAGGACACCCACAGUCACAGCCACAACAAGAGGAAACAACAUGGAGCCCAGCAAACGCCAGUGCGGCAUCAAGUGCCGGGCGAGCAAGUCCAGGACCAAGUGAGGGUAGUUCAACAGGCCCAGGCCAUGGACCAAACCGAGCAAGAUGGUGGGACACAGUCAUCACGGACUCGGACACGGAUCAACGGAGGAGGUCAGAGAGCAGUAGGAAUGUACGAGGUCGUGAUGCUGGGUCGGAUUGCGAGAUGGAGAUAUAGUGUCACUUGUAAGAGUUGCUUUGGGUUUUGCGUUGUUGCAGGUUAUUCGCUUCUAUUCUUGUAUUGCGUAUUGUAUCUUAGCCCAUACUUGGUUCGCUGUUAAUGGGGUCUGCUUGGAGACGACGGGUCCCAUGUUGGAAAACAGAGAAGUGUGUUGCAAGUUUACACCCCACUAGCCCAGUUGUGUUCUUCGAUCAGGGUUUGAAGUUCGAUGUCCUCCUCCAAAGAGUCAUGUUCACUGGACGCUUCUUCGUCGG
Neurospora tetraspora is the source of this 1589-nucleotide messenger RNA. RefSeq lists its product as uncharacterized. The coding region runs from base 163 to 1332 and encodes 389 amino acids. NCBI's taxonomy places the organism in Eukaryota, Fungi, Ascomycota, Sordariomycetes, Sordariales, Sordariaceae. The record is from RefSeq and is a predicted model, not a curated record. The transcript is spliced from 3 exons.